Molecule: messenger RNA, 1297 nt
Organism: Spinacia oleracea (spinach)
Lineage: Eukaryota; Viridiplantae; Streptophyta; Magnoliopsida; Caryophyllales; Amaranthaceae
Product: protein HEAT-STRESS-ASSOCIATED 32
Exons: 5
Coding region: 164-1030 (288 amino acids)
Source: RefSeq, a predicted model, not a curated record
GCUUUGAGCGCUCUCUAGAAACAACCAACCUACUUAUUCUGCAACUCCUUAAAUCCAAGAAAUAAACCAUCUCCAAAAUCCCUGAUAUCUUCUUCUUCUCUCAGAAACUCAAUUGAAUUGAAAUUCCUGCAUUUCUGGAGCAUUUUCUCUCUCAAACACACUAAUGGCGGCGUCGUCGCUGAGAUGGAAGAGCUUCUUUGAAGAGGAAGAUCGUCCGGAGAAGCCUAGAAGUUUCGGCGUCACUGAAAUUCGCGGCCCUCAGUAUUCUCUCUUCUCUCAAAAUGUUCUCGAGGACGUUUUUGAGUCAAUGGGCCAGUUUGUUGAUGGUCUGAAGUUUUCUGGAGGUUCUGAUAGCUUAACGCCAGAGAGUUAUAUUAAGAGGAUGACCGACAUGGCUCGCAGGCAUGAUGUUUAUAUCAGUACCGGUAAUUGGGGUGAACAUUUUCUUCGCAAAGGGCCAUCUGCUUUGAAUCAUUACAUAGAGGAAUGUAAGCGCUUGGGUUUCAACACAAUCGAGUUAGACGUGGGGUCACUUGAGCUCCCUGAAGAAACUCUUUUGAGAUAUGUGCAUAUGAUUAAGGGAGCGGGUCUGAAAGUCAAGCCUCAGUUUGCAGUUAAAUUUGACAAGUCUGAUAUACCAUUGUCUGGAAAUAGAGCAUACGGGGCAUAUAUAGCCCCAAGGCCCCGAUCUUAUGAUUUUGUUGAAGACGUAGACCUCCUAAUCCGAAAGGCAGAGAGAUGUCUGGAGGCUGGGGCAGACAUGAUAAUGAUUGAUGCUGAAGAUGUUUGCCGUCGAGCUGAAUCAUUAAGAGCAGAUAUCAUCGCCAAGAUUAUUGGCCGGCUAGGAGUUGAGAAGACUAUGUUUGAAGCGUCAGAUGCCAGAACAGCUGAUUGGUUCGUCAGCCAGUAUGGUCCUAAGGUGAACCUUUUUGUGGAUCACUCCCAAGUGGUGGAUCUGGAGUGCCUCCGUGGACGCAAUGUGGGCAAAAAUCACAUGUCGGUUCUCGGCUCUGCAUAUCGUCUGUUAUAAGGUGAACUUUGCAAAUGUGGUAUUUUGUUGUGUCUCUGUGUGCGUCUCUUAUUGUAUCUAACUUCACUCCUGCUAGCUGUACCCUAAAAAGAACAUGUGGAAGAGUUGUAUCAGUUUGUAACUAUCAGUAGUCCCAAGAUAUUAUAAUAAGCGUACUGCUAUGUGAUGUCUGUUUUUGUGGUCGUUGAUUAACUGAUGUAGAUCCUGGUUUGUACUUGGUGCUCUAAAUUUGUACUUUUGGAAUUUACUACCCUUUUGUUUUGGGAA